Emiliania huxleyi CCMP1516 is the source of this 1548-nucleotide messenger RNA. RefSeq lists its product as hypothetical. The transcript is spliced from 4 exons. Gene Ontology annotation, biological process: rRNA processing. The record is from RefSeq and is a predicted model, not a curated record. Lineage: Eukaryota; Haptophyta; Isochrysidales; Noelaerhabdaceae. Gene Ontology annotation, molecular function: nucleic acid binding; ATP binding; RNA helicase activity. Gene Ontology annotation, cellular component: nucleus. The annotation marks the transcript as partial.
AUGCCACGCAGACAGGGUCGCAGCGGCGGCGGCGAUGCCGACGAGCUGGCUGAGCUGCGCGAGCGUGUCAUCUCGGAGGCGCCCGAGGCCGGCAGCAACCCGCUCCUCACCGAUGCGGAAGAGGUCGAGGCGGACGGCAAGGUGACCUUCUCUCGCGCGCGCCGCUUUUCGGAGCUGCCGCUCUCGCGGCGGACGCUCGCGGGGCUGGCCAGGGGCAAAUGGGAGAAGAUGACCGACGUGCAGCGCGCAACCAUCGGCCACGCCCUCGCUGGGCGCGAUGUGCUCGCAGCAGCACGCACCGGUUCAGGCAAGACGCUCGCGUUCCUGGUGCCGCUACUCGAGCUGCUGUGGCGCGAGCGGUGGAGUGCGCUCGACCGGCUGGGUGGCCUCGUCGUCUCGCCGACCCGCGAGCUCGCUCUCCAGAUCUUUGACGUGCUGCGCACGCUCGGCCAGAAGCACGACCUGUCUGCUGGGCUCGUGAUCGGAGGCAAGGACCAGCAGGAGGAGGCGGCGCGGAUCGCGCCGAUGAACAUCCUCGUCGCCACGCCAGGCCGGCUGCUUCACCACAUCGACCAGACGGCCGCCUCCCGACCUCUCGACGCCUCGGAGGCGACACCAGGCUCACUGCCCCCUCAGGCCGACCGGCUGCUCGACCUCGGCUUCAAGCAGACGAUGGCGGCCAUCCUCGAGGAGCUGCCGCGCAAGCGGCAGACCCUGCUCUUCUCGGCAACGCAGACCAGGCGCGUCGCCGACCUCGCCUCCCUCUCCCUCUCGGAGCCGCAGUACAUCUCGGUGCACGCCGCCUCGAAGACGGCCACGCCGACGCGGCUGCAGCACCACCACAUGCUGAUCGAGCCGGAGCAGAAGCUUGACGUGCUUUGGGGGUUCGUGCGGUCCCACCUGCAGGCCAAGACCAUCUGCUUCCUCUCCUCGCUCCAUCCCGCACAGGUGGCCUUCGUGCAUGCCGCUUUCUCCGCGCUGCGCCCGGGCGUCUCGCUGCUCUGCCUGCACGGCCGGCAAAAGCAGAUGAAGCGGCUGGCCGUCUACACUGAGUUCUGCGCAAAGAAGCACGCGGUGCUGUUUGCGACCGACGUCGCCGCGCGGGGGCUCGACUUCCCGACUGUGCAGUGGGUGGUGCAGGCCGACGCGCCCGAAGACGUUGCCACCUAUAUCCACCGUACUGGCCGCACGGCGCGGCACACCGCCAGCGGCCGCGCGCUCCUCCUCCUCUCGCCCUCCGAAAAGGCCUUCGUUGACCAGCUCUCGGCCGCGCGCAUCGCGACGCAGCGGCUGCGACCGAACAAGCAGCAGGCGGACGCCGCGCGCGCCCAAGCCGCAACGGCCGUUCGAGAGCGCGCCGACAUCAAGUACACGGCGCAGCGCGCCCUGGUGUCGUACGUGCGUUCGGUCAAGCUGCAGGCGGACAAAGCGGUGUUCGACGCCUCGUCGCUGCCGCUGCAAAAGCUCGCCGAGAGCUACGGCCUCGCUGCGGCGCCGCGUGUGCGCAGCCUGUCGGGCGGCGGUAAGGCGAAGGAGGCGGCCAAGAAU